Sipha flava (yellow sugarcane aphid) is the source of this 879-nucleotide messenger RNA. Its product is annotated as pro-resilin-like. Gene Ontology annotation, cellular component: extracellular matrix. The transcript has 3 exons. The record is from RefSeq and is a predicted model, not a curated record. Lineage: Eukaryota; Metazoa; Arthropoda; Insecta; Hemiptera; Aphididae. The coding region runs from base 170 to 802 and encodes 210 amino acids.
UCCAAGUAAAUCAUUUGUGAUAGUGCCGUCAAACGAGUCGAAAAGAGCAAUUCGCCUGCUGCACUUCUUGCAAAUAUACUUAGUGUACGUUUGGUUUCUCAUCCGAAUCUAUCUGCGUAGAUACACUUCGCGCUUAAUAAUAUAGACCAUACACUUUAACAUUAUCAUUAUGAUUCAACAAAAGGUCGUUGUCGUUGUACUUUUCAAUAUAUUCUUAACAUCACUUGUGUAUGCCCAAUAUGGCAGUCCUAUUGGAAACAGCAAUCCAGGAUACGGUGGUACUGGAACAAGUGUACCAUCAGGAGAUUAUGGACACAAAGGUCAAAGCCCAAUCGGAGGAGGAGCUGGUGGAUCAGAUGGAAAUUCAGAACCGGAACCUUUCAACUUUGCUUAUCAAGUUAAAGAUGCACCCACCUAUACAGAUUUCAAGCACGAAGCCAACAGUGACGGAAAACGAGUAACUGGAUCUUACAGCGUAUUGUUGCCAGACGGACGUAAUCAAGUAGUAACAUAUACUGCUGAUGAAAAUGGUUACAAUGCUAAGGUCAACUAUGAAGGUGAAGCAAGACCACAACCAGGUAGUCCGGGCCAAGGUGGAUAUCCAUCGGCACCAAGUUAUCCUUCUUCAGCUCCAGGUUUUCCUUCUUCUGCUCCAGGUUAUCCUUCUGCUCCUAGCUAUUCUUCUUCUGCUCCUAGCUAUCCUUCUUCAGCAUCGGGUUACUCACCUUCUGCUUCAAGCUAUUCACCUGGAGGUGUUAAGGGAUCUUAUGCUGCACCUCAACCCAAAAAUGGAGGAUACUAAAAAAACUCCAACAUUUUUUUUUACGUUUAUUUAAAAGUUUAUAAUAAUUCAUGAUAAAAAAUUUUAAGUCAAUUUCA